AGUAAUCCGAAAAAAUGAAAAUAUCCAAUGAAGUGAGUUUUGCAAGUAACCAUAACAGGACACACAUGGUGGUGAUGGUGGUUUUCACUUUCCACCUCAUCCUUCUUCAUUCUCCCACUUCCCACUUCCCAUUUCCAAAAUCAAUAAAUCAAUAAACAAAGCAACAGUGAGUGUCAACUGUCAACUGGCAACUUCACCGUGCAGUGUGCACCCAACCACCAUGGCUAUGGUACUCUCACACACCUCAACCUUCACUACUUUCAAUUUACACACACAGAAACCGCUUCUUCGCUCAACCGCCUUCCAUUUCCCGCUCACUAUCAGAUGCCAAUCUUUUAACACCGAUAAGCAGCGCAAAUCAAACAGAAACCUGCUUGAUAAUGCUAGCAACCUGCUUACAAGCUUCCUCAGCGGUGGAAGCAUAGGGUCCAUGCCAAUUGCUGAAGGUGCUGUCACCGAUCUCUUUGGUCGACCUCUCUUUUUUUCGCUAUACGAUUGGUUCUUGGAGCACGGUUCUGUUUACAAACUUGCGUUUGGGCCCAAAGCAUUUGUUGUUGUAUCGGAUCCCAUAGUUGCAAGACAUAUUCUGCGAGAAAAUGCAUUCUCUUAUGACAAGGGAGUACUUGCUGAUAUCCUAGAGCCAAUAAUGGGAAAAGGACUCAUACCUGCGGACCUUGAUACUUGGAAGCAAAGAAGAAGAGUUAUUGCUCCGGGUUUCCAUGCCUCGUACUUGGAAGCCAUGGUCAAAAUAUUCAGAACUUGCUCAGAAAGAACAAUAUCAAAGAUCAAUCAGCUUCUUGAACAAGAGGGCAAUGAUGGACAGAAGUUGAUUGAAUUAGAUCUUGAGGCGGAGUUUUCUAAUUUGGCUCUUGAUAUUAUUGGGCUUGGUGUGUUCAACUAUGAUUUUGGUUCUGUCACCAAAGAAUCUCCUGUUAUUAAGGCAGUAUAUGGCACUCUUUUUGAAGCCGAGCAUAGGUCCACUUUCUACAUUCCAUAUUGGAAAGUUCCAUUGGCAUCAUAUAUAGUCCCGAGGCAGAGGAAGUUUCAAAGUGACCUCAAGGUCAUCAAUGCUUGUCUUGAUGAACUUAUCAGAAACGCAAAAGAGAGCAGACAGGAAACUGAUGUUGAGAAACUGCAGCAAAGGGACUACUUAAAUUUGAAGGAUGCAAGUCUUCUGCGUUUCCUGGUUGAUAUGCGAGGAGCUGAUGUUGAUGAUCGUCAGUUGAGGGAUGAUUUAAUGACAAUGCUUAUUGCUGGUCAUGAGACAACAGCUGCAGUUCUUACUUGGGCAACUUUCCUUCUAUCUCAAAACCCGGACAAAAUGAGGAAGGCUCAAGCAGAGGUAGAUUCAGUGCUGGGUACAGGAACACCAACUUACGAAUCACUUAAAAAACUGCAGUACAUUAGACUUAUUGUUGUGGAGUCUCUCCGUUUGUAUCCUCAACCACCUUUGCUGAUUAGGCGUUCACUCAAACCCGAUGUUUUACCAGGAGGGUACAAAGGUGAUAAAGAUGGUUAUGCGAUUCCUGCCGGGACUGAUGUCUUCCUUUCUGUAUAUAAUCUGCAUAGAUCUCCAUAUUUUUGGGAGCGUCCUGAUGAAUUUGAACCAGAGAGGUUUUUGGUGCAAAGAACCAACGAACAAAUUGAAGGAUGGGCUGGUUUUGACCCAUCUCGAAGUCUUGGAGCCUUAUAUCCAAACGAGAUCAUAUCGGAUUUUGCAUUCUUGCCUUUUGGUGGUGGACCACGAAAAUGCGUUGGGGACCAAUUUGCUCUGAUGGAGUCCACUGUAGCGUUGGCUAUGCUGCUACAGAACUUUGAUGUGCAAUUGAAGGGGACCCCCGAUUCGGUUGAGCUAGUUACCGGGGCAACUAUCCAUACCAAAAAUGGAUUGUGGUGCAAAUUGACAAAGAGAUCUAAUUUGCACUGAACUUAACCAUCAUCAACUGUAUCAUCAUUUAUCAAGUCAAAUAAAAUAGUAAUAAUUGCUUUUGGUCUGAAUUUGGCUCCCAACUGAAAACUGUUGCAUUCUCAGAUAAGUGUUUCAUAACGAAUAUAUGAUUGUUUGGAACACUAAGUAUUAAGAUUACUGAAUACAUAAUCAAAACUUCAUCAAAAUUAUAAUGGAUCCUAGACCAUGCUAGGUAGGUUAAUCAAGUAGUUUAACUAAAUGCCGUCAAAAACAACAAAGUAGACUUAAUUGAAGGGUGAUCUUUGUAGAUUCUUUGAUGAGAUGCAGCUCACUAGAACAGCUUCGGAUAAACUAU
Messenger RNA from Arachis stenosperma, 2264 nucleotides. Its product is annotated as cytochrome P450 97B2, chloroplastic. The transcript has 14 exons. Lineage: Eukaryota; Viridiplantae; Streptophyta; Magnoliopsida; Fabales; Fabaceae. Gene Ontology annotation, molecular function: iron ion binding; heme binding; monooxygenase activity. Bases 221 to 1927 code for a protein of 568 amino acids. The record is from RefSeq and is a predicted model, not a curated record. Gene Ontology annotation, cellular component: chloroplast.